Messenger RNA from Rubroshorea leprosula, 1952 nucleotides. NCBI's taxonomy places the organism in Eukaryota, Viridiplantae, Streptophyta, Magnoliopsida, Malvales, Dipterocarpaceae. The record is from the annotation of a GenBank genome assembly.
AUCUCACCGACGGAUUUGAGUUUCUUAAACUAUUCCUCCUCUCUCUUCUUCUGUCCCUCCCCCUCACUGGCUAUUAAAACCCUGACUUCUGAGGCAUCACAUUCACUCUACAAUUCCUCAUUAAGUCUGAAAGCAAAAAAGCAACCUUGAAUCAUGUCUCCAAUAUUUGUUCUAUCUUUCCACCUUUCCCUCCUCCUAUGUUUCACUUUACAGCAAUGUUUCUUCACCUCCGCCACCGGUGGCAGCUGGAAACUUUUGCAGAAAAACGUCGGCGUAUCCGCAAUGCACUUGCAGCUGCUUCACAACGACCGUGUCAUUAUGUUUGACCGAACUGACUAUGGGCCAUCCACCCUGCCGCUGCCUAACGGUAAAUGUCGGAAUGACCAGAAUGACUUGACGUUAAAAGUUGACUGUACUGCUCAUUCGUUUGAGUACAAUGUUGCGACCAAUACAUUCCGGCCACUUACAGUGCAGACGGACGUUUGGUGUUCUUCUGGUGCAGUGAUGGCCGACGGUCGUCUGAUUCAAACGGGGGGAUCCAAUGAUGGUGAAUUGAAAGUCAGGAUUUUCAGCCCCUGCAAGGGUAAAUGUGAUUGGGUGGAAGUGUCAAAUGGAUUGGCGGCCCCGAGAUGGUACGCUACGAAUCACAUUUUGCCAGAUGGUAGACAAAUUAUUAUUGGUGGUCGGGACCAAUUUAAUUAUGAGUUUUAUCCUAAGAACCCCUUCCCGGAUUUGUUCGAUUUGCCAUUCUUGUCGGAGACAAAUGAGCCUGUGGCGGAGAACAAUCUUUACCCUUUUGUUUAUCUCAAUACCGAUGGGAAUUUGUUUGUUUUUGCAAAUAAUCGAGCAAUUCUGCUGGAUUAUGUGAAUAACAAGGUGGUGAAAAAGUACCCGACAAUACCAGGAGCCGAAGCCCGCACCUACCCCAGCACCGGUUCAUCGGUUUUACUUCCGUUGAGGAAUAUACAAGCUCCAGUUGUUGAAGCUGAAGUGUUGAUAUGCGGAGGAGGGGCAAAAGGAUGCUUUGUCCAGUCAAUGAAGGACAACUUCUUGCCCGCUUUAGAUACUUGUGCUCGAAUCAAGAUAAAUGACCCAAACCCACAAUGGGUCAUGGAGAAAAUGCCGCGUCGUAGAGUCAUGGGUGACAUGAUAUUACUGCCAGACAAAAGUGUUCUCAUCAUCAAUGGUGCUGCGUCAGGUUCCGCAGGGUGGGAACAGGGUCGGGAUCCAGUACUCAACCCAGUCAUCUACCGACCUGAUAACACAAUUGGGUCACGAUUCGUGGUACAAAACCCGACCACGAUCCCACGGAUGUACCACUCCACAGCGGGCCUACUCGGAGAUGGGAGGGUUUUGGUCGCCGGUAGCAAUCCUCAUGCUUAUUACAACUUCACCGAAGUACUUUACCCAACAGAAUUGCGCUUAGAAUCAUUUUCUCCGGACUACCUCAACGCAAAAUUUAACAAUAUCCGUCCAACAAUUGCUGCGCCGGUGAGUCAAGGAGUUCUGCAUUAUGGUCAACAUCAAAAGGUACGUUUCAGCUGUACAGGAGCAGUGGUUCAGAAUAAAGUUGAGGUCAUACUGGUAGCACCGUCGUUUGCAACACAUUCUUUCUCUCAGAACCAGAGACUACUAGUGCUUGGAAACAACAAGACAACUAAAUUGGCAAAUAACUCUUACGACGUGGAGGUGACCAUGCCGCCGUCGCGUGUUUUAGCUCCGUCCGGUUAUUAUCUCAUGUACGUCACACAUCAAGGUAUACCAAGUCAGGCUAUUUGGAUCCACUUAAAAUAAAAUGGUUUGUGUUCUUUAAUUUCUCAGAAUUUGUUUUCUUCAAUCGUAAUAUUGUUAAAGACACGUUAGGCAUAUGCUGUUUUAUCCAUCAUAUUCUCAAGUUAUUUUCAAGUUGUGCAUAUAUGUAUUGUAAAAGCUCAUAAAUUGUCAUAAUAAUC